CAUUAUCUUGUGGUACGUCGAUGGGUUAGCUUGUACCGCAGAUUUGCUACUUCUUAUUAGCAAUAAGCUGCAUCUACGUGUGAGCUGGGAGUUUACAGGCUGUGGAGGUCAUGGCCUAGGGGACGUCCCUAACAUGGCCCUGGCUUCCCUCUCUGCGUUGUCCUUUGGACGCCAUCUGCCAACAACCAUGCUACUCCAAGUGCCCAAACAAAAUUAGUUGGCCUGCCCUGCCCUGCCCUGCCCUUGUUUUGGCACAAGACGACCCCAACUCGAAGAAACACAAACGUGCAGACUGGACGGCCAGAGGAGAAGCUUCCAUUCCGUGUCCCCAUCGUCGUGCUCUGCAUCCAUACGUGUCCAGUCAAUCAGUCAUCGUUUACUUGGGUCGGUCUUCUAUGAUUUGCAGCACAUAGCAGUUUGGUGACUGUGGAGGGGAUGAUCGAGGAAGUGUCCAUCGCUUUCUUGCGCUUUAGCUGAAUUUCCUUUGGCAUGCCAUGGAUGUAGACGCCCCAACGGCCGCCACCUUUUCGACUACUCGCCAAAGUCUCCUGCAUGCUGCUGCUGAUAAUGUCUCUGGUGAGUUUUUAUCUUCCUGAUCCUGACCGGUUUGUGGCUACCUGCCGGUGUCUAGUUACGUACGUGAGCCUAAAAUGACAGUGGUAAGAUCAGUCACACUCCCCGAUGCUGAUCCCCGGCCUCCUCCUAACCUCAAUGCAAUCACCCUCAGUCCCCUCCUACCGGCCGUUGCUGCAGUGCAUAUAUACUCCACGAACAACCAGGCACUGGCCUGAGCUCCUCCCUUUUUUCCCUUCUCCUCGCUCUCGAUCUCUAUCUCGCACUUCAUCGAUCACCACAGCCGAAUUGAAUCAAUCUCGUCCAUCGCGUCAAGGGCACAGAGCUCUAGCUGAAAGAGAUGUCGGUGAAGGACUGCGGCGGGCACAAGGGGCGGUGCGACUGCGAGCGCGAGCGGCUCUACCGUAGGUGCUGCGCCCUGCUCGCCGCUCUCAUCUUUCUCGUCCUCUUCGUUGUGCUCAUCGUCUGGCUGGUGCUCCGCCCGCACAAGCCCAAGUUCUACCUCCAGGACCUCUCCGUGCUCUGCCUCAACGUCACGCCGCCGACGUCCACCUACCUCUUCACCACCAUGCAGGCCACCGUCGCCGGCCAGAACGUCAACGACCGCAUCGGCGUCUACUACGACAAGGUGGACGUGUACGCGCAGUACAAGGACGUGGCCAUCACCGUCCCCACGCGGCUGCCCGUCGAGUACCAGGACCACAGGGACCAGUCCGUCUGGUCCCCCUUCCUGCAGUCCAUGGACAGCGUCCAGCUCCCUCCCGCCCUCGCCGUCGCGCUCGCGCAGGACGAGACCGCCGGCUACGUGCUCAUCGACAUCCGCGUCGACGGGUGGAUACGGUGGAAGGUCGGCACGUGGAUCUCCGGCCACUACCACCUCCGCGUCAACUGCCCCGCGCUGCUCACCGUCAACGAAGGCAAGGGGAGCUACGGCGCCAACACCGGCGGGGCGAACGGCUACUUCCGCUUCCAGCAGGCCGCCGCGUGCUCCGUCGACAUCUAGUGUUCUUCUAUCAAUUCUUCUUUCCCUGCUUCUUUUUCGUGCUAGUCGACCUGUACGUCCUUCUUUUGAACAAAAUGGAUGCAUACAUAGAUGGAUAUUGGAGCUUCGUUAAGUAGCUAGCUAGGCUCCAAGCAUCAAGUGAUCCAAGAAUUGGGUUGGAGUCUUUGAGUGCAAGGGAAAUGAAUUGUUUAUUUAUAAUUCUCUUGGUUUAAUUUAAUUUCCGUUUUUGUGAGGAGAAACUCA
Molecule: messenger RNA, 1819 nt
Organism: Phragmites australis (common reed)
Lineage: Eukaryota; Viridiplantae; Streptophyta; Magnoliopsida; Poales; Poaceae
Product: NDR1/HIN1-like protein 1
Exons: 1
Coding region: 914-1576 (220 amino acids)
Biological process (GO): defense response to other organism
Source: RefSeq, a predicted model, not a curated record